AUGAUAAACCGUAGCAUCUAACAAACUCAAUGGAAUCAUAAGACUUAGCAGCAGACUUUGUAGACUAUAUUUAAUGACAAAAUUUAAAGUCUUCCGAAUAAAAAUGAGAGGCGGCUCUAAGAGAAAAAUGAUUUUGAUGUAUAUGGAGGAGCAAAUCUGAGAUUAAGUUCUAUAGUGAUUAAAAAUGGUGGAAGUCCAAAUUCCUAUAGUCCGAUUUUAAAGCCUUAUCAGUAAAAAAACCACAAAAACCACUUUGAGCAUAAGAGAUUUUCAGAGAUACAUGUAAAAAAUAAUAAUACUUCUAAAUUCAUCGAUCCUUAUUACCAAGAACCUAUUCACUCUAGAAGAAUGAAGCAAUCCCUUUAAGAAAUAGAGAAAAAGAGACAGUCAUCAAUAUCUUGGAGAGAUAAAGAUAAUCAAAGCAGCUUUGGAGGAAUGCAAGGUCAGAAUAAGAGCAUUGAUUAAAUAUUAAAUUCAACAGAAUAUAAAUAGAAACAACGAGCAGUUCUCUAUAUUUAACCAGUAAAGUAUGACCUCUCAGAUAGUGAUAUGAUAAAUUCUUUCGCUACAAGUAAGAAAACAUCCACUUAGAGCAAAAAUUAAAAGACAAUAACUCCUUUAACAAUGGAUAGUUUGGAUAAAUAAAUUAAAAAAUAAGAAGCUUAUGAAUCAUUUAUACAAAAUAAACGAAGAUUUAUGUCACCUGACUCACUUCAAAACCUCUAACAUUAAAAGGCCAUAGCUGAUAAAGAAUUGAAAAUAAUAUCAACUGCUAUACAAAAACCAGAUCUUAUAAAUUUAAGCAUUGAUUCUUCCAAGUAAAAAAAGCUAUAAAAUAUGAAAAGAAAUUUCGCAGAGGAAAUUGUUAUUGAGGAACAAAAAUCUCUAACUAACUAGAGAAAUUCAACCAGAAUUAUCACUUUGAAUAAAAAUACUGAGCAACUUUAGUUUGAGGGAAGUCCUUCAUAGGAUUACGAAUAGAUUAAUCACUAAUCUUUGAAUAAUCUCUAGUUAAUGAACUCAUAAUAAGUUACCACCGAACAUAGAACUCCAUAAGAAUUCCACAAUGAUUAAAAAGAAGAGUUCAAUAAUUAGUCACUUUAGUCUAGCAUGAAUGGCUAAUUUUCAAACAGUGUUUUCAUAUUCAAUAUACAAGUGAAUCAUAAUUUGAAGAUAAAAAAUAAAAGAGAGCCGAAUAGAUUUCAGCAUUUCUAAGGACUUAACAAAACAAAGCCAAGAAAAUAAAAUUAAGCCAAAGCUGAUGCUACGAAAUAGCAACAACUUUAGAUCAUGAAUACUAGGAAGAUGGCUGAUGCUUACACUACUUAAUUACAAUUCUACAAUGAUGCCAGCAAGGAUGUGGAUUAGCAAAUUAAAACCUCAAACCAAAUAGUAAAAGAUACUUAUUUUCAUUCAAUCGAUUAAUAGAAUGAGCAGAUUUCAGUUCCUAGUUAGAAUCUCUUAACAGAGUAGCCUAUUGAUAAAUAGUAAAUUUAAUUCUAAACUAGAAACCAACUGACGAUUGGACCUUAUGGACAACAAAACAAUUAAAUUAGUGAUAUAAAUUCAAGAAAUCAUAGUUAAUAGAGUAAAACUUAUAUUCCAGGUUCGAAAUCAUUUUAGAGUCUCGAUUUCAACACUGAAAGCUCUGUUAAUUCAAGUUUCUAACAAUCUAUCAGAGAAAAUAACAGUGUCCUUCAAUUUCCAAAAAGGCUCAAUUUUCAGGUUAACAACAACCUUUAAAAUAAAUUCUUUCAUAAAUAGUAAGUCUAAAAAUAGAUUGGUAUUGAUAAAGUAUUAAACGGGCUUUAAAGACAUAGAAAGCUAUAAAAAAUUAUGAGAGAUUUAGUAGUCCCUCCUCCAAUCAUUUAGUAGUCUAAAAGAAAUUCUCCAGAAAAGAGAAAAGUAUAAAAUUAAUAGCAAAGACAGGAGAAUUCAGGGAGCAUUUAAUAUGACCUAAUCAAUGAAAUGUGA
This is a messenger RNA of Stylonychia lemnae, 1974 nucleotides long. Lineage: Eukaryota; Ciliophora; Spirotrichea; Sporadotrichida; Oxytrichidae. The record is from the annotation of a GenBank genome assembly.